Molecule: messenger RNA, 1761 nt
Organism: Juglans regia (Persian walnut)
Lineage: Eukaryota; Viridiplantae; Streptophyta; Magnoliopsida; Fagales; Juglandaceae
Product: blue-light photoreceptor PHR2-like
Exons: 4
Coding region: 158-1555 (465 amino acids)
Biological process (GO): photoreactive repair
Molecular function (GO): DNA binding; FAD binding
Source: RefSeq, a predicted model, not a curated record
CCUACUUUGAGAGACUGGACAACCUCCCACUUAAGUCUUAACACAGACACAACACCACCACCACAACAAAAAAAAUACAAAUAAAGAGCAAACCAGUCCAGAGGAGAGGAGAGGAGGAGACAUCGUCCCUUAUCUGCAAGCUAAGCUAUCUUCUCCAAUGGAUCCCAACAGCCAAAUCCAUGAAAAUCCAGAAAUGAAAUCCUCUGAAGAACAAAACCCACUGGCCAUUGUACCCUCCAAAGACCAGACCACUUCAGCCCCAUUUGCCACUGCGUCACUAUCUUUUUCUCUCAAUACAAUCCUCCCCACACCGUUCUCUCUUCAACACAAAAUUUACUCAUUGUUUUCCCACCAACCAAGCAAGGUCAAGGUUCCUACCCAAGCCUCCUCCCUUUCCCACCUCUCUCUCACCGCCACCACCAACUCUCCCUCUCCUUCCAGACUCUCAUUCAAGUCCACAGUCUCGGCCAAUCCUCUCCAAAACCCUCUCUCUCUUGGUCCUCGCCGCCCCUUUGACCCUUCCAAUGGGGCUGGACUUCGACGAGCUGCCAUCGUUUGGUUCCGCAAUGAUCUUCGCGUCCACGACAACGAAUGCCUCAACACCGCGAACAACGAGUCCAUGUCGGUCUUACCCGUAUACUGCUUCGACCCGAGAGAUUACGGAAAAUCCUCUUCUGGGUUCGACAAGACCGGGCCGUAUCGCGCCACAUUUUUGAUCGAAUCGGUCUCUGACCUCAGGAAGAAUCUCCAGGCAAAAGGUUCGGAUCUGAUGGUGAGGAUUGGAAAGCCGGAGACAGUUUUGGUCGAGUUGGCCAAGGAGGUAGGUGCUGACGCGGUGUAUGCGCAUAGAGAGGUUUCGCAUGAUGAGGUUAAGGCGGAGGGGAGGAUUGAGGCUGCGAUGAAGGAGGAGAAUGUGGAGGUUAAGUACUUCUGGGGGAGUACUUUAUACCACCUUGACGAUUUGCCGUUUAAGCUGGAGGAUAUGCCAGCUAAUUACGGUGGUUUUAGAGAGAAAGUGCAGGGACUGGAGGUGAGAAAAACGAUUGAGGCAUUGGAUAAAGUAAAGGGGCUGCCGGCUCGGGGUGAUGUAGAGCCUGGGGAUAUUCCAUCAUUGGUGGAUUUGGGGCUUAACCCAUCUGCGACAAUGGCUCAGGAUGGAAAGCCGGCUGCCAAUGCUUCUAUGGUGGGAGGUGAGACUGAAGCACUUCAGAGGCUUAACAAAUUUGCUGUUGAAUGCCAAGCACAACCACACAAAGGGAAAAGUGAUGGCAGCAGCGACAGCAUAUAUGGUGCAAACUUCUCCUGCAAAAUUUCUCCAUGGCUAGCCAUGGGAUGCCUCUCUCCCCGCUCAAUGUUUGAUGAGCUGAAGAAAACAGCUACCAGAACUAUUUCUGCUUCCUCAAACCGGAAUGAUGGUGGCUCACCUGAUACUGGAAACAACUGGUUGAUGUUUGAGUUGUUGUGGAGGGAUUUCUUCAGAUUCAUUACCAAGAAAUACAGUUCAAAACAACUUGAAGCUGCUCCAGUCACAGCUUGUACGGGUGCCUUAGCUUAAACAAGAAAAUACAAAUGGAAAGGAAAAAUUGUUCUAGGAUGUUGGUUGCUUGCGCUUCUUUAUAAUUUUCCAAGAUGUAGCUUUUAAAUUUUUGGAGUAGCUAGGCUUGUCAUUGUAGUCCUUGUUGAACUUUUUUGGCUGCCAAAUAAAUGGUGAAAAUAUGGGAACUUUGCCUUCUAGAGUCGGCUUGUUUUGCUCUUUCUAAA